Molecule: messenger RNA, 303 nt
Organism: Eruca vesicaria subsp. sativa (arugula)
Lineage: Eukaryota; Viridiplantae; Streptophyta; Magnoliopsida; Brassicales; Brassicaceae
Source: the annotation of a GenBank genome assembly
AUGGAGAUGAAAAGAAUGAUUGUAUUUACGGUGAUGAUGCUGACGAUCGGAAAUCUUUUAGUUGAAUCUGAAGUUAUAAACAGACGUUGGGGAGAUUGUUUCAAGAUUUGUUAUAACGUGUGUAUCAGUAGUGCAAUACGAAAUGUACUCUCAUGUUUCCCUAAAUGUGAAGCACAAUGUGGGCACCAAUAUGAAAUCGAUGUUUCUGCUCAAGAUCCGAGUAAGGCAGAAAAAGAGAUCGGUGUGAAGAAGACAAAAGACUGUGUGAAUUCAUAUUCAGAUAUUUGUGACAAAAAAGACUAA